ACCGUCAGUCAAAAUGACGGACUGCAAAAAAAGUCUAGCACAACCUCUGGUCUUGACGUACCUCAAAGAGGGUUUUCUUCAAUUAAAACGGUGCUUUUAGGUUUUCAAACUCAUGUUGUUGGUUAAGUAAACCCAGUCUGCUCUCAUCCACUAUGUUUUAAAAUGCCUCCAGGAACUAGAAUUGUGUCGAGAUGUGUUUGUAUUUAAUCACUUUAUCAUUUCCACCAAAAAAAAAAAAAUUAGCCUUUGUUUUUAUUUGUAGUUAAAUAGUUUUUAUAUGUAUGCAUGGUCAGUUUUAAUGAAGAUAAAUCUUUUUAUUUCAGUUCAUUUAGUUUUUUUUUUAUAAUCUUUGUCAUAUUUGCACAUUUCAUGGAAAAAUUGAUUUUAUAUGUGAAGAAAUGUUUUCCGUGUACUGCAACAAUGAAGAAAUAAUAAUAAAAAAAAGAUUUAAGUGCCAAUUAUUCCACAUUUUUUCUUCCUGUUAGUUUUUUCUUGUUACUUUGACUCAUCUCUCUCUCUGACCUCUGUCUUCUAUCAGUCAAGGGCUGAUCUUGGACUUCGUGUUGACCUCUGACCCCUGGCCCAAACCGACUUCAGCGGGCCGAGGCUGCCGUUGACCCGCUCCCGGGAGGCCUYGACAGCCGUGCGGUUUCUCUUCAUUAGCAGAAGAUCACCCGUCGCCCUCGUAGCGCACAUCACCCCCCUCGAACGACAGCGGGGGCCCACCCACUGAGGAGGUCAACUCAAAACAGAACAUGUCAGGAGCUGAACGUGUGUGUGUGUGYGYGUGUGUGUGUUUGGGAAACAGUGGCAGAAAGAUUGUUAAACGGGUUGAGGAGUCAGCAGGAAGAGCCAGCGAUAGGCCGCAUCCAUCCAUCACCAGACACGACCAAGAGCUUGUUUAUAAACACUCACUGUCGGGAAUUUCUUAAUGAGACGACUCCGGUUCUUACAGGCGGGGGAAGACGGGGACWUUUUUGACUCACGGUUGUCAGUUCAACACAAAUAAACGAUCACACGUGGCAAAACUUCACAUUUUAUUUCCCUCAAUAACUGUUUUGUUUAUUUAUUCUUUUUUUUUAUUUCCUCCCCUCAGAUUUCCAGGACAAACUCCUGCUUAUGUGUCUUUGAAAGGUUGUGUUUACUUUGUGUGUCAGAGAGAGAAAAAGAACAGAGGCAGUCCUGCUCGCUCGCCACAAUACCAAAAAAAAAAAAAAGAGGAAAAGCUGGACGUUGAAGAUCAGUGCGCAGCGGGAAAACUAAUCACAGAUAGAUCCUGUAUUAUUAGCCGGAGAGAAGAUUUUCUGUCCAGAUGAGAGAGUGGACGGAGCCUGAGAUGAGCUUUUCUGCAGGGGGGUUUCUGUCCCCCUCGGAGGGUUACUGCUCCACAGAGCAGCUCCAGUACUACGACAUGCUGGCGGAACCUCUUGGUUAUCCCCUCCAGGACCCCGACCUCCAGCUGCUCCCUUACAGCCAACAGCAGUACCUCCCUGCCAACCUGCCCUUCUCCCUUUACAGCUCCCCGUCUUCCUCCACCCCCUCACCGUCCUCCUCCGCCUCGUCCUCUCAGCUCUGCCACGCUCCGUACCAGUACAACCCUCACUGCCUGGAGCCCCCCUGUGACCCCGGACCGGACCCGCUCUCCGGGGCUCUGGCUCACGGGUUUGGGGUGGUGCCUCUCGGCCGGAGGUCCCGGGUGGGACCGGCAGGGAGGAACAGAGGUCAGGACGAGCUGUGUGUGGUGUGUGGCGACAAAGCGUCGGGGUAUCACUACAACGCUCUYACCUGUGAAGGAUGUAAAGGUUUCUUCCGGCGCAGCGUGACCAAAAAGGCUGUGUACCACUGUAAGAGCGGCGGCGGCUGUGAGAUGGACAUGUACAUGAGGAGGAAGUGCCAGGACUGCCGGCUGAGGAAGUGUCGGGCCGUAGGAAUGCUGGCUGAAUGCCUUCUCACAGAAGUACAGUGUCAAUCCAAACGACUCAGAAAAGGAGGUAAAAGCCGAGGGCAGGAGGAAGAGGAGAACACAGACAGUAGGAGGGUCAGCUCUACCAGCAGGGUUCUUGGACAGGUUCUGUCUGUCAGUUGGACCCGGGAGCAGAAAUAUACCGUGGACAAGAUGGUGGAGGCUCACCGGCAGUUCAGAGAUCACGACAGCAGCAGUUUCAUGGUGUCUGACUGGCAGUGUGCACAAGACGGGGAGGGUCUGUCUGAGGUUGUACCCCCCCACCAACAGAGGCUGCUGCAGUUUGCCAGAACAGUGCCUGGCUUCGACCUCCUGGACAUCUCAGACCAGUUUGCUCUCUUGUCCGUCUCCUCGCUGGAGGUCAUGUUCCUGCUCUCAGCACAGCAGUUCUCCCACAACCCGGCGAGCCCCAGUCCAGUCCUGCAGCUUUUUAACGUGUCCACACACAGCUGGCUCAGAGAUGCAGAAACCAAGGAAAACAUGCAGAGCAGGAGCAGCUCAGGGGGCGGUGACGAUCUCCUCGGCUCAGUGCUCAACUUCCUCCACAGCAUGGUGGUGCUGCGUGUGACYGAGGCAGAAUACGCCCUGCUCACCGCCACAGCUCUGCUCUGCUCAGACCGGGCGUCCCUUCAGUCGGCCAGCUGUGUGGAGAAGAUGCAGGAGCUGAUCCUGGACCUGCUGUCCAGGGUGUGUGGGGCCCAGUGCGGAGCUGCACGAGGGGGYCCACAGCGGUUCGGUCGCCUUUUGGGCAGACUGACGGAGUUACAGACCCUCCACCACAACUACCUCCUCCUGACGAGACAGCAGCGAGCGCACAGAUGAAGGGCAGACGCACAAAUUACAGCUGGAAUUCUUUUUUUUUUUUUACAUCAGUGUAAAACUUAUCAGAAUACAAGACCUUUUUUGGUGAUGAAAUGGAAAGAUUUAUACAGUAAUAGGACUUGUCCUGCACUUACAAAGCUUUUACUUUUGAAAUGUUUAAAUUUGCUCAAAAUAUUUUUGUAAGUGUUUUUAUAUUUGUCCUAAACAGCUCAAGUACAUUUUACCUUUCAAUUUGUUAUUUUAAAAUAAAGCAACAAGUGCAGACUAA
Molecule: messenger RNA, 3053 nt
Organism: Austrofundulus limnaeus
Lineage: Eukaryota; Metazoa; Chordata; Actinopteri; Cyprinodontiformes; Rivulidae
Gene: nr1h5
Product: nuclear receptor subfamily 1, group H, member 5
Biological process (GO): negative regulation of transcription by RNA polymerase II; bile acid signaling pathway; negative regulation of inflammatory response
Cellular component (GO): RNA polymerase II transcription regulator complex
Molecular function (GO): nuclear receptor activity; zinc ion binding; RNA polymerase II cis-regulatory region sequence-specific DNA binding
Source: RefSeq, a predicted model, not a curated record